This is a messenger RNA of Chlamydomonas reinhardtii, 2002 nucleotides long. RefSeq lists its product as uncharacterized. Bases 47 to 1294 code for a protein of 415 amino acids. The record is from RefSeq and is a predicted model, not a curated record. The transcript is spliced from 2 exons. NCBI's taxonomy places the organism in Eukaryota, Viridiplantae, Chlorophyta, Chlorophyceae, Chlamydomonadales, Chlamydomonadaceae.
GAUGAAGGCAACGUUUUACUUGAGAAUAUGAUUGAUUAAUUCAUUGAUGUUACAGCGGGCCCGCGACAGCUUGCCUGCGGAGAGUGAUGACGAGAUCGAAGAGCUGGAUGAGGAUGAGGAUGCUUCAGAUGAGCUGCAUGAGGACGAGGAGCGUCUGCGGCAGGAGGAGGAGGAGGAGGAGGAGGAGGAGGAGCGGCGGCGGGUGCAGCAGCAGGUGGCGGAGCUGCAGCAGCGCUGGAAGGAGCAGCGGCGUGCACAGCAGGAGGAGGAGCAGAAGAAGGCUGAGGCCAUUCGGCAGCGGCAGGCAGUGGCUCACAGCGAGGCUGCAGCUUCAGCUAGUUCCCAGGUGUCCAGCACGCAGGAGACAGAGCCCACGAGCAAGGCCGCUACCUGCAACUCCCUGUCUGACGGCUUUGAGCCGGCACCCGCACCCGGCACCACUAUCAGCACCACCAUCGCUACCAGCACCCGUGACGACGCCGAGAACGCCCCUGCUGCACAACCGCAUACGCAGCAGCAGCGCGGCGAGGCAGUGGCGGCUGAGCCGAUGUAUGAGGCGCCGCGCUACCAGGCCCCGCCGCAGUACACCCAGCCCACGCAGCAGCAGCCGCACUUCUACCAGCAACAGGCCAUCGGCUACAUGGCGAUGCCGGGCGGCGGCGGCUACGUCGCCCUCAUGGCGCCCACGUCAUUGGCACCCAUGCAGGUGCCGCAGAUGCCCAUUGCGGUGCCUUUGGGCGGAGGCGGCGGAGGCUCAGCCAGUGGCAGCGGGGACGGCGCGUGUGGCCUGGGUCAGGCUGGCGUGCAGGGGCCUCCGUCGUGGCAGCUACCGCCGCAGGCCGGGUGGCCGGCGGGGUCGCAGGUGACUUGGGUGCCCGUCAUCCAGCCGCCCCAGCAGGGCGUUUUCGGCACGUUGCCCGGCAUGCCCGGCGCCGGCACGUACGGGUUCAUGCCGUCGGUGUACGGCGCCACACCACCCAUGCAGCCCACUUACCAGGGCCCCGCAUACCAUUCCGGGUAUCAGCCUAGCUACGUGCAAGCCCAGCAGCCAACGCAGGCGCAGCCGUACAUGCCGCACCACGUGGCGCAGCAGACCCAGCCCAAGGCCCAGCUGCCCUACUUCAUGCAACCGCGCACCGACGCACGGUCCGGCCGGCUGAAAGAUAAGCUGGCAGCUGCGGCGGCUGGUACAACAAUGGCUGCGACAUACGUCCAGCCUGCAUCGCCGGCGGGCGCGGAGGACGAUGGCGAUGUCGACGACCUGCUCCACCUACUAGUCCCAGAGUCCCGCUGAAGGGGAACAAUAGCAACCAGCGUAGAUUCUAGCAAAGAUUUCAGGGUAUGCCAAGUAUUAACUUACACGAGCGACGGAGCAGGUAGGCGCUGGAGUAACGCAGGCAUGCGUAGCGCAGGCGUGCCGUGUAUGGUGUGUAUGGAGGUCAGUGACCCGCUGCUGCGCGCGCACCUGAGAUCAGGAUUGGGCCUGAUGUGGGAUGUGGUGAGCCGAGCUGGCAGAUGGCAUCAGGGUCGUAUCCCUGGGUGACAGUGUUGGGCCGUGUGCGCUCGCGGGCGUCUGUAUACAGCGCAGUGACCACGACUGAUGACGCGGGCGUAUUUCCGUGCGGAGAUGAGAGGCGCCUGGAGGCUGGAGCAGUAUUGCUUGCUAUAGAUGUAGGCGGCCAUGCGAUGGCAACUUUGUCCUCGUCCUGAGUGGUCCUUCGCAGCUGACUAUGGGGUAGAUAUAGAAGCGCGCAGCUGUCGUGUCAGCGCAGUUAGCUAGUGCUGGUGUAUUGUGCAGUGCAGGUGAGAGGCAGAGUGCGAGAGCCGAGUGGAGCUCCUUGUUGGAGCGUUGGUUAAGUUGUUGCUCCUUAGCCUGCGUCAGUCCUAGGCGCAAGCUCAACACAUUGUUCGCGUGUGGGGACGCCGCGUUGGCGAGAGCCACGGAUGGCCCUUACUCACCAUGGGGGCAUGUCGCACCGAUGGUACUGUAGCCUAGUCCAGA